Messenger RNA from Entrophospora sp. SA101, 345 nucleotides. The record is from the annotation of a GenBank genome assembly. Lineage: Eukaryota; Fungi; Glomeromycota; Glomeromycetes; Entrophosporales; Entrophosporaceae.
AUGUCAGCUAUUGAAAACAUUUCACCAGUUAUCAUCAAAAGAAUAUCCAAGGAGUUGAACGUUCUUGUCGCACAGCCUCCAGAAGGAAUUAGAGUUAUCAUUAAUGAGCUGGAUGUUUGUGAUAUUCAAGCUUGGAUAUUAGGGCCUGAGGGAACACCUUACGAAGAAGGAAUGUUUAAGAUUAAAGUGGUAUUAGGCACCGAUUUUCCAUCAAAUCCUACGGCUUCCAUCUCAUCCGAUAAUUUAAAUCACACAAGUGUAACACCAAAGAAACGUGUUGCCUCUAGUGAUAAGAAAUUAGAUAAGAAGCAAGCUGAUAAAAAAAGAAGCAUGAAAAGACUUUAA